Messenger RNA from Ustilaginoidea virens, 915 nucleotides. RefSeq lists its product as uncharacterized. Gene Ontology annotation, cellular component: RNA polymerase I upstream activating factor complex. Gene Ontology annotation, molecular function: RNA polymerase I cis-regulatory region sequence-specific DNA binding. The transcript is spliced from 2 exons. Lineage: Eukaryota; Fungi; Ascomycota; Sordariomycetes; Hypocreales; Clavicipitaceae. Bases 1 to 915 code for a protein of 304 amino acids. The record is from RefSeq and is a predicted model, not a curated record. Gene Ontology annotation, biological process: nucleolar large rRNA transcription by RNA polymerase I.
AUGCUCCUGAGGCCCUCGAGGCGCAAAGCUUUGCUUUCCGCAACACACAUCCUCGACUCGUCUUCAACUCAAGCCAUGCCACCGUCCGCAGAUGACACGCGCCUCAAGUUGGAGCCUGGUUGGCAACAAGGCGCAAGCGAGACCAGCGGUUCCGAAAAGCAGACGCCCAGCACCCCGGAACGACGCCCGGCUACCAUAUACGACGCUCUAGCAGGCAAAAGGCACAGGAAAAGCAAGGCCCUUGCAGACUCGAGCCUGGAGGAGACGGACGCCGAGGACCAGCAGGAAGACGGCGAGGACUCGCUGCAGCAUGAGCUCCUCGGAAAUGCCGAGGCCCUGUUCCUUCCGGAGCGAGACAAUCUUCCCGAGACUGACCUCAUCGAGCCGCUGCACGCCUACGCCUCCCAGUUUUAUGCGGCCAUGUGGCGGAGGCAUAGGAAGCUGCGGCGCCCGUCUCCGUCUCCGUCUCAGUCCCCGUCCCCGUCCCCGUCCUCGUCUCCAUCUCCGUCCCCGUCUCCAUCUCCGUCUCCGUCUCCGUCUCCGUCCCCGUCUCCGUCCCCGUCUCCAUCUCCGUCUUCGUCUCCGUCCCCGUCCCCGUCUCCAUCUCUGUCUCCGUCCUGCCCCGAAUCUCCAGAUGCUUGCAGCAUGGAUGAGACGGCUCUUCUCGCUUUCGGGAUCCUGCUCGAAGAGGCGGGCAGGGAGAUUCUAGGGCCCCAGGGUGACUUGGUCUUCACAGAGCCUUCUGUUGGGCUGGGUGACGUCGGUGGAGCGGCGCGAUGUUUUUCACCGCCGGUUGUUUACCGAACUGCUGGGACCUCUUCUCUCGGGGCAUCCAGCAGCGAGAGAUCACCAAAGAGAAGGAAGAUUAGGAGGGGGAGGUCGCCUCUUGACGAGACCGAGGGAGAGGAGCCAUGA